AGUUCAUCUUUAAAAUGUGUAUUUUUAAAAAUCGUUUUUCAGUGUACUCUUUCAUUGAACAAAGGUACCAUCGACAUAUGAAGUCUCUAACCAUCAUAGUUUUGACUGUACCGCAAUAGUUUCUACCUACGUCGAUUAGCCAGUCAGGACAUCUUAUUUUAUGUGUACAUAUAAAAGUAUGUAUUUUAAAUAUAUGGACGUUGCCACAUAAAAUGUGCUAUAGUGGCUAUACCCGAAGAUUAUAAUAAUUUUGCAGCUGUCUCGCCAGUCGCCGGAGUUCAGUCGACCCGCCGGCCGGCCGAGGGCGCAGUUAAAUUCGAGGUGAAUACAUUGCGAGGGUUUGUAAUUUGUAUCGCCGAUAACCAAAAUAAUAAUAAUAAAAACUGUCGUAAUAGUUCAAAAACAUCGGACAGCCGAACACGAAAACCUUCAUCUGUUAGGCAAGUGCGCGGGUGCGGGCGAAGGGUAGAUGGCGAACACUAUGUGGACUUGUCAAGGCCGAUUUAGGGAUCUGUCUACAGUUCGACCCCUCGCCCAAUUAUUGCUGCACAGUGCACAUCUACGCCCCCUUUAAAAUGUCACCGCCGCAAGCGAAUGGAUCCGCUAGUGGACAUCGGUUUUAUCUCGUUUAAAAAAUAAUUAAUUGUAUCCAGCGAUAACGACGAAGAUGACGACGACGACGACGAGCGCGGACGAACGACGACGUCGCUCUGUGCGGCGCGCGCCGUUCCGUCCGUAAGACCGCUACCAAACACCACCGUCCGCCGUGCUUCCAGAUUGCUGCUCAUUCGUCCGCCAUCCGUAGCCCAUUUUAGUAGUACCGCUCCUCCGUAGCCCAUUUCAGUAGUCCCGCUCCCGAUCGCCGCCGAAAUCACGAUGUUUGAAUUAUAUUCCGAUACAGAAGAGCCACAGCAACUGCCACGAGAGUUCUAUGCCCGAAGACGUAAUUAUUCAAAUUAUAACAAGGAAAAAAAUAUGGGCAUCAAUAAAUAUGAUCAAUUUAGUUUAUCCGAACAGAGACGUUAUUGGAUCGAUCUACAUAAUUCUAUUAAAUCAGCAAUAGAAAAAUUGAAUCAUGGAAAUAUUAGAUCAACGAGUAGGAAAUUGAUUAAAUUAAACAUCAUACGUGGUAAAGGCUUGCUGUGUCGAUCUAUCAUGGAAUCACAAUCCCAUUCACCCAACUUUACGAAUAUUUAUGCAACGUUGGUUUCAUUCAUCAACCACGAUUUUCCGAACGUAGCUGAACUUCUUCUGGUGCGGUGUAUUUGUGUGUUUACUGAUGCGUACAAAUGCGAAGAAGAGAAUAAGUAUGUGCCACCGGUAUUAUUUAUCGCACAUUUAGUGCAAAACAAUGUUGUAAGUUAUGUUAAUUGAAUAGUAUACUAUUGGGUUUAAAUAAUAUAUACAUUUUCUAAUUAUGUAUGUCCAUUGUUCAUCUAGGCAAGAG
Messenger RNA from Acyrthosiphon pisum (pea aphid), 1447 nucleotides. RefSeq names its product pre-mRNA-splicing factor CWC22 homolog. The transcript is spliced from 4 exons. Gene Ontology annotation, molecular function: RNA binding. NCBI's taxonomy places the organism in Eukaryota, Metazoa, Arthropoda, Insecta, Hemiptera, Aphididae. Bases 877 to 1374 code for a protein of 165 amino acids. Gene Ontology annotation, biological process: mRNA splicing, via spliceosome. The record is from RefSeq and is a predicted model, not a curated record. Gene Ontology annotation, cellular component: catalytic step 2 spliceosome.